Molecule: messenger RNA, 1161 nt
Organism: Mesorhabditis spiculigera
Lineage: Eukaryota; Metazoa; Nematoda; Chromadorea; Rhabditida; Rhabditidae
Source: the annotation of a GenBank genome assembly
AUGUCGAAACACUUCGAUGCGAUCGUUGUUGGUGCUGGGAUUUUGGGAAGCUCGACGGCCUACCAUUGCCGAAAAUUGGGGCUAAAGACACUGCAGCUGGAGCAGUACAACCUCGGACACUGGCACGGAAGCUCUCAUGGUAUGUCCAGGAUUACGAGACUAGUGCACGUGGAUGCCCCGUACGUCCCGGUUGUCCAGGAUUCGUAUAAACAAAUUGCUGAAUUUGAGAAGAAGCGAGGCGAGAAGUUGUGGGGAAACACCGGUCUGGUCUGGGUGGCCGACCCCGACACUAUCGACCAUAUUUCAACGACGGCCAAGAAAAGCGGGCUUGAGCACGAGGUUUUUGGGGGAGAAGAGAUUAACCAGCGAUACCCACAAAUGACGUACGAUAACACCUGGAAAGCCCUCUACGACCCAAUGGGCGGGAUGAUCUAUCCGGAGAAGUGGUUGAGGACCUAUCAGGAGGAGUACCGGGCCCUUGGAGGGAUUGUGCACGAGGACGAGACGUUUAUUGAAGUCACUGAGGACGGCGAGAUUACCACAAUCAGAACCAACAAAGACACCUACACCUGCCGGCGGACAAUUCUUUGUGUCGGCACUUGGCUGCAGACCGUUUUUCCGGAUAUUGCCAACCUUACCCAGCUUCAGCCACAACGGGUCUGCGUCGCCUACUGGAAGCCGAAAGACCCGAAGGACUUGCCGCUAUUCAGCCAGGAAAAAAUGCCGGUGGUCAUCAUCGAAGAUCGAAGGACUGGCGAAGAGGCUUUUGCCCUUCCGACUAGGGACUAUCCGGAUGCGAUUAAGUACUGCAAAUACUUCGGCGACGCCUUCAACAUCGGGGAUGCCGAGAAGGAUCCGGAAUCUGUUAACCUGGAAGAGCCAAGGAAACAUUUGAGCCAGCACUUCCCUCAAAUCGACGCUACCGAGCCGGCCCAUGUUGACAAGUGUAAAUAUACGGUAUCCGCGGAUCACCACUACAUCUUUGAUUGGCAUCCGAAGUUCAACAACGUGCUCGUUGGAAGUGGAUGCUGCGGGAGUGGAUUUAAGGUAUCCCCCGGCUUUGGUCGAGCAUUGGCACACCUCCUCGCCGGUCAAGAGUCUCCAUUUGACCUCUCCAUGUUCAGCCUGAAACGAUUCACGGAUGGAAGUGUGAAGAAGCAU